This is a messenger RNA of Varanus komodoensis (Komodo dragon), 2985 nucleotides long. It is a transcript of the gene TMEM167A, whose product is annotated as transmembrane protein 167A. The record is from RefSeq and is a predicted model, not a curated record. Gene Ontology annotation, biological process: intracellular transport; protein secretion. The coding region runs from base 110 to 328 and encodes 72 amino acids. NCBI's taxonomy places the organism in Eukaryota, Metazoa, Chordata, Lepidosauria, Squamata, Varanidae. The transcript is spliced from 4 exons.
GGGGUCUCCCUCUCCCUCAUCCAAUCAGCAGGCACCCGAGGGCCCGUGCUUGCCGUCAUCCGCCCCUUGACUACCGGAUGUGUGAUGUGGCUCGUGGCGGUGCGUAACUAUGUCUGCAAUCUUCAAUUUUCAGAGUCUGCUGACAGUAAUUUUGCUGCUUAUAUGUACUUGUGCAUACAUAAGAUCUUUGGCUCCCAAAUUACUGGAUAACAAUCAGACUGGAUUAUUGGGAAUAUUUUGGAAAUGUGCUAGGAUUGGUGAACGGAAGAGCCCUUACGUAGCUAUCUGUUGUAUUGCAAUGGCCUUUAGCAUUCUGUUCGUGCAGUAAAAAUUGGAAAAUGUCAGGAAUACAUUGCUUUCAAACCUGCAAUAGAAUAAAAGACUCUGGAAGACAGAAAAGAAAAAAAUUUGUACAUCUCAGCUUCUUUAUUCCUAUUGGACAAAACAUGCUUUCCACAAUGUGUUCCAUUAUUUUCAGUUAGAGCAAUUGUGUACUAAGUUAUGAAAAUGCAGCUAUUAAUUAUCACAGUUAUACUUCGUGAUUAUGAAGGGUUUUUUCCCUUUAUGUGAACUGUAUUCUGAAUUUCUGCUAAGGCAUUUUAAGACAUACAACUAUAAUGAAUGCAGUUAGCAUUUCUUUUUGAAAGCUGUUCUUUCGGAUGUUAAAACCUGAACCCUUAAAAACUUACAAAGUUUUUUACAAAAUUGUCAGUUUUAAAACAUAGAAGAACAGUAAGAACACUGUUAAUCUGUAGAUGGGGUGGUACCAAGUAAAAUCAGGUCAAUCUUAGUGUUUCUGUAGAAAUAAAAAUCUAUAUAGUGAUUGAACUAUAAGAAAGAUAAAGAGACCAAAGCAAAAAUUCAGAACAGAAGACUUCAAAUUAGAAUUUUUAAUUAAAAAUGUUUGAAUGAGUUGCUCUAUGUAUUACAGGGUAAGAAUAGCUUACGAUUAGAUCUUAUAGUUAUAAAAUGCCUAUAUAACAGUUAAAAAUGAUUUUACAAGGAAUGACUCCUGCUCACUAUGACUUCUUCAUGUUAAAGCCAACAUCUGCUAUCAAAUAUUUUUUGUUUCACUUGAACCUGAUUUAAUUUUUAAUAAAAACAAAACAAUGUACUGUGCAUUGAUGAUCUCUGCAGGCAAUUAAAUUCUGGAACUUAUUGAAAUGCAUGAGAAAUGUAUUUAUUUCAACUAUUAGGAAAUGAAAGAUAAAUCCAGAUUGGUUUUCUGAGAUAUGACUUUUAAAUUCAAACAAUAUUGAGUUCUCUGCUAGAAUUUUCACUACUAAUCAUACAGCAACUGGAAAAGCUAUUGAUAAGUCGAUCCAGUAUGAGCUAAAAUCACUGAACUCAUGUGGUCAUCCACUUGUCUGUCUAGCUGCUUUUGUAUAAAUAUUUUAGAGCCAGGAAAGCCUAAUACCUCUUUGGCAUUUGGACUAUUUAACAAGUAAUACAAAUACAUGAUCCUCAAAUGUUUUUUCAUACCUAAUAAUUUUUAGAAAUGAUUUAUCACAGCAUUUUCUUGAGAAUUCACAGAAUGUAGUUGUAUAUUUCUAAAUUACUUUGUGUAAAUAAGGAUGAGCAACAAUGGGAUAAAACAAACAGUGUUGUUUAGCAAGUGUUUGUGUACUCUAAAGUGGAAAUUAGUACAACUUGGUGUAUAUUUUAGAGAAUGUCUAGCAGUAUUUACAUAUUUAAGAUGUAAACUUAUUCAUGAAAGUGAGAGAGAUGGAAGCAAUCAGGAAAUUCAUAUUCUGUACGUGACAUGAUACAAGGUAUCUCAAUAUGCACAUCACAGUUUGUGAUGUGUGAGGUACAAGCGUCUAAUCAUCAGUUCAGAAUUACGUAUAUAGAACCCACUUUUAUCACUGGUAGGUUUUCCUAUUCUGUUGUGUUCAAAGAUCAGUUUCUGGUAGUGUUCUUAGUGGCAAUUGCGUAAGUACAACCAAGCUUUCAAAUGCAAAAUUAAGUAUGAUUUCUUUCCUUAAGAAAAUACAUAAAAAUAAAAGAAAUUUAAGCUGCCAUUUUCUCCUUUUUAACUUGCAUGUGUAAACAUGUUGUCAACUUCUGUGUUUAAGCAAUAUAGGAUGCAUUCCUAUAGUAUCGCAGCAGGCAUGAAACUAUAUUCACCAAGUAGUUCAUAAUAUCCACAACACUGGAUUUCAAUUGAAGUGUGUGCAACUGGGCUGCAGAAGCAAACUUUUCCCACCCAUCUUCUGCCCUGAAAAUUGUGAAGAAGCGCCUUCCAUCGGCAGAACUACAUUCAUGGAAAGUGCCUCCAUCCAAGUCACCAUUCUACCUACACCACAAUGUACCCCUUUCAGCAGUGCUCACACGCUUCUUUAUAGUGUAGCAUUUUUUAGAAGUUGCUCCAUGGGUACACCAGCCCAAUUGUGUGUUCCUAAUUAUGUUUCCAACCCAUUAUCUAUAAUCUUACUAGGAACUGAAUAAGAACAAGAAUACUUGCAAUGUGUUUUAAAUACAGGUCAAGAAUCCUAAAACAAAAUCUCUCCAUAAAAAGCAUUGUUAAAAGGUUCAUUUUCUACUGUAAGCCUUAAAUUGUAUCAUAAUUCUUUAAUAUCAGAUUAGCUUACGCAUGUAUACCUACAGCAACCUACACACCACCUAGGAUACUUUUGGAACAAAUGUAAAUUCCAAACAUAAGUUCUAUAAAAACAAAAAAUAGGAAAUACAUUGUUUGUAUGGGUGCCUUAAAGCCCAGAGAUUUUCUAAAAUUUUGUGAGCAGAGAAGUUUUUAAGGAUGCAUUUGAAAGAAGUCAGUUAAAUCAUUCAAGUCAUUUAACAAGAGAAACUUUUAAAUUACAUGCUUAACUGCCAUAUUUAUAAAAUGUGGCUGUGACUUGAUAAACAGCAUAUACUUUUAUUAUGGGGGAAAUGAUGAGGGGAGAAGUUUGUUUAUUAUUUAUUCAUUGUAAAAUGUCUUAUGCUAUGAGACUGACUGUAAAUAUAAAUGAAACAUGAAAUAUU